This is a messenger RNA of Petromyzon marinus (sea lamprey), 5595 nucleotides long. RefSeq lists its product as uncharacterized. NCBI's taxonomy places the organism in Eukaryota, Metazoa, Chordata, Hyperoartia, Petromyzontiformes, Petromyzontidae. Gene Ontology annotation, molecular function: actin binding; microtubule binding. Gene Ontology annotation, cellular component: microtubule associated complex; synapse; neuronal cell body. The record is from RefSeq and is a predicted model, not a curated record. Gene Ontology annotation, biological process: microtubule cytoskeleton organization; dendrite development; regulation of microtubule depolymerization.
CACCACGAUUUGUUAGCCCCCCCCCUCCACCACCUCUUCAAUACGCAGCACACAUCCCCAACCAGCAGCAGCAGCACCACCACCACCGUCAUUGCACGAGACACCACCACUCACAUCCACACACACACAGAGAUACACAAUCACGCCGCUGCUGCUGCUGCUAAAACAGCGACGCCAACAUCUGGAAGGGGAUAGCAGACACAUUUUAACCGGCUCCCGGUGACGGCUAUUUAACGAGAGAUCUGACGCCGAGCGUGACGAUCCACACCAGGUGCCAUGGACCCGAUAAAUGGGGGGAGCCUGUGGGGGGGCGGCUCUCCAGACGCCCCCCUGGGCUCAUCGUCGCCCUUCGACCUGUUGGAGCCUCCGCUGGCAAGCGGCUUCCUCAAGCUGUCUCGCCCGUGCUGCUACGUGUUCCCCAGCGGGCGCGGGGACUCGGCGCUCUUCGCCGUAGGCGGUUUCAACCUCCUGGUGGAUGGCGGCUCGGAGGCCCGGUCGUGCUUCUGGAAGCUGGUGAGGCACCUGGACCGCGUCGACGCCACCAUCCUCACGCACACGGGCACCGACAACCUCCCCGGCUUCGCCUCCUUCCUGCGGCGGAAGAUCUCCGAGGCGGUCGCGGAGGAGGGAGGAGUGGGGAGUGACGGUGAGACCGGUCCCAGGUCGCCGCCGCCGCCGUCGUCGUCGCCGGCCUGGUCGCUCCGAAAGUCACCGAAUCUCCUCAUCUCUCCCGAGCUGGGCGUGGUGUUCUACAACGUCCCGGAAAAAAGCAACAACAACAGCAACAAUGCUGAACUGGCGGCGGCGGCGGCGGUGGCCGCUGCCCGUGACAAGGGGAGCCUUGAGGUGUCCACGGUGAUCCUGGAGAGCUUGGAGAAGCUGCGAGUGGCUCCACAGCCAUUAUUCCGGCUGCCGGCGCCCGCCAUUGAGCCGGUGAUCCUCUUCCAUAAGUUGGGCGUGGGACACCUAGACAUGUAUGUGCUGAGCCCAGUGAGGGAAGGCCGCGAGGGCAACCCGCUCGGGCAGAAGCUGCCGUUGAACAGGGCCAAGGGCGGCAAUGGCGUGAUGGGGCACAAGGAGAGCGGGGCGGCGGCGCCGGCGGCGGCCCCCUGCGCCACCGGCACAGACUCUGUGGCGGUGCUGGUGGUGUGGCAUCCCGCAGACCCGACCGAGAGGAUCGUCCGCGUCCUCUUCCCCGGUAACGCGCCACAAGCUAAGGUCCUGGAGGGCCUGGAGAAGCUCAAGCACUUGGAGUUCCUCAAGAUCCCCUUGGCGACGCAGAGAGACGUGACGUCGGGCACGACCGCAGCAAAGAACGCCAGCCCGGGGCAGAAGGCAGCCAGCAAGGAGAACAUGAAGUCUUCUUCAUCCCGGUCCUCCUCCAGCAGGAGGAACCUCAACAAAGAGGCGGUGGAGAAGUCAGACGCCAACAAUAGGCAGAGCAAGGGUGGAGAGAAGAUGGACAAGAGGGACCCGUUAGCGAAGAACAAACUGGAUUUGUCUUUCGAGGCGGUGAAGAACAGGGGCUCCGUGAAGAAGGACGGCAAGAAGCCGGAGGUGAAGAGGGACGCUCAGAAGGUGAGUAAAAACGACACGAAGCCCGCCGGGAAAAAGGACGAUGAGCGGAGAUCACCGAAGCCAGCGGCGAAGGCCGCGGGACCAUCCUCAGAGGGCAGGAAGGGCUCAGCUAAAGCCAAAUCUCCAAAGAAAGAGGCCGCAGACAUCAAGAAGCCACUCGCGGGAGUUCAUCCUAAGUUGAGGGAGAAGCUGAAAGGCCGGGUUGACGCAUCGGCGGGCCCCAAGACAUCUCCCACAUCGUCGCCGGAAGACCUGAUGAAGGAGUUUGACGAGGUGAAGCAGGACAACCUGCAGGCGAUGAUGGCGGUACACAAGGCCCUGGUGUCAGAGAGUCCCAGCGACAUCUUCGUGUCAGAGGAGCAGUACGUGGAGAAGAUCAUCCCGAGCCCCGUGCACGAGGACUACAGCAAGACGCCCGACAGCACCGACGUGGCCGAGUCGAUGCUGUCCCCCGACGAGGGGAUCACUACCACGGACGUAGAGGCCGACCUGGACUCGUCUCCCCAAGAAGACCAGGCCCUAAACUCCGACAGACAGAAGAAUGAACGCUGUGCGCCAGAUAAGAACCAGCGGAAUGCGUCUGGAGCCGAAGAGCGCACGGAAGCGGGCGGCGAGAAGCGUUCUGCCGACGGAGAUGGUGCAGUCACGAGCGGCAUGCAGCAAGAGUCCAACGAAUUCCUCGACAAAGCGGAGACGGAAGCGGUGGAGAAGCAUGCGCCGAAGGCAAUAACAAGCGACGCGGAAACAAGGCAGGGCCGCACAUUUGACGCCGCAAACACCAACCCGGAAACUAUCUCCGUUCACGGUGCCGCCGCAGCACCGCUCCAUCCGCAUGCAGACACAGGUCCGAAAGGUUCCGCUAGUGAUGCGGCUGCUAUGGAGCCGACUCCAAAACUCCAUGGUGGUGCAUCUGCCAUGGAGAAGGACGUCGCUAAUGUCACGUCGUCGCAGACAUCUGAAACGUCUGACUUUCCACCGAAGACUUCCUCGUCGCCCUCCCGGGAAUCCCUGGCGCUCCCCAGCCUGGAAAAGGGCCCUCCCAGCGACGGGGUCCACAACGUGAAGGACGGCGCCGUGACAGAGGGUGGCACCUUGCGCGCUCCCACGUCCAUUUUGCACCGCACGAAGACCCCGUCGUGCGAGCGGUCCGUGCUCUUCGACCUCACUCCACUGGAGAUCAAGCUGACUCCGGACGAAAGCCCUGCCGACAAGGGACCCCAAGGCUUGGACAAAAGUGGAGAAGGCGACGCUUUGGCCGACACCGAUUCCCCCACGCGCUCCCCUCCGUCCAGCGCCGGGCACACGCCCUACAACCUCUCGCCCGUCGACGAACCCUCCUUCCUGUUUGAGGAGGCGGCAGCGGCCCGGGAGCAGGAGGAGGAGGACGCAGGUUUGGAAGAACCCACGCUGCGCUCGGUUGAGGAAUCGCCUGGGAGCUGCAGCGUCAAUCAGACCGACGAUCACGAGUCCGCACGCACCAUAGGCCUAGGGGCCACAGAAACAAUCAUGAAUGAAAUUAAGGACAUUGCGAAUAAGGAGGUGAUCCACUUGGCCGAUACCAAAACGUUCAGCUGCGUGCCUUUUCCGGACGAUGAGAAGAAGGAGACAGCCAGGCACUUGGCUAAUGAGGUGCUGCUUUCCCUAGGCAUGCCAGGGAAUGCGAGCGAAGGGCCACCCAAGGCUGCCAGAGAGGAACACGAUCUGCAACAUCAGAGUUACAACAGGGCGGCGGGGACAUCAGAGCUAACUGCCAAGGACAAGCUGAAAACCUCCGCAGUGGACUUGCCCUCCCCAAAGUCCACGACGCCAACGGAGGACAGCUUCCUGCAGGCGGGCGUCACGGUCUCCACCACGUCGAUCGCCACCAGCUCCUUCCUCAACGAACCCAACACCCGCACCAUGGACGACGUGUCUCCCUCGCUGCCCGUCGAUGUGGGCUCGCCGCAGUCCACCGAGGUGGAUGAGUCCCUGUCCACCUCCGUGGAGAACCCAUCGGUGGGCCGCGGUGAGGCCUCCAGGCCAAUGUCGGCCUCGCCCGACCAGAUCGUGUCCCCUGGGCGGGCGGACGAGGUGAGCGGGACAAUGGCGAGUGAUCAGAUGAUGCAGAAGCAGCACGGACCUCUGGCCUCGUCCGCAGCAUUCCAAUUGGACAAAUGCGACAACAGUAGCAGCAGCAGCAGCUCUCCAGCCAGAGUAGGUGGCCACCACACAGCUCAAGACAAGAACCAGAGUGCAACUCAGGCUGCUCAGCCAAUAGAUAUCCCCCUUUGCAAAGAAGACCGACAGAAGUGUUUGGAGGCUUCGGCAUCCACGGGUGGCGGUGACCCUUCUGUGAUGACCUCGGGUCAACUCCAGCAAGGGAUGUGCGAGGCUGCGGCGGCACUGACGACCCCGGGACAGCUGUUCCCCUCUUCCGCCCGGUUAGACGACCCCACCACCGCCGCGUCAUCGUGGGCGACGCGGCCGCAAAGCAACGUGGACAUCGAGACCCCGUCGACGUCGGUCAACAACUCUGUGGUUUCGUCGUCGGACUCAGAAGGGCCUCCGGAACUGGGCCACGGCUGGGCCGCGGCUGCGAUAGAAGAGAGUCCCUUGGCCUGUGGCCCUGCAGCUGCUGCUGGCGCUGCUUCUGCUGUGGGUCCGGCAGCUCGGGAGCAGACAAGAAUCACGGAGGCGACACCAGCGCCCAUCAGCUCACCCACCUCACCGCCAGAGGGAGACCCGUGCCCGGCGCGGUCAGCCGCGCGCAAACUCGACCCCACGCCGCCCCCGCCCGACCCCGCCGUGCGCAUGGUUGACCCCGAGCUCGCCAACUAUGGACCGGCCAUGGAGAAGAUGCGAGGGGGAGCUGCGACAAAGAGAGAUCCCCAGAGCGUGAAGACCCAGAAACAGCCACGGGUGAAGACGCCGUCACCCGGAGCGAACGCUAAGAGCCUCGGGAAGGCCACGACGCCUCCGGGGAGGCCCGGCGUGGCCAAGAAGUCCCCAGGAGAUGUGAAAACGACCACGGGCGUCAAGAAGAAGGGAGGUGGGGGUAGCGCGGGUGGCACGGCACCCCCCACAGUGUACGUGGACCUGGCCUACAUCCCCGCUCACGGGGCACAGGGGCAAGUGGACGCCGAGUUCUUCCGGCGCGUGCGGGCGACGCACUACGUGCUGAGCGGGAACGACGCCGGCGGUGCCGCGGGUGGUGCUUCGAGGGCGCCGGGCCGCGCCACGCUCGACGCGCUGCUGGCCGGCCGGGCCGAGUGGGGAGUCGACCACACGGUGACGCUGAUUCCGACGUACGACACGGCGGCCGUGCGCGGCUGGUACCAGGAGACGCACGAGCGUCAGCGGGAGCUGGGCAUCAUGGUGCUCGCCAGCAGCAGCACCGUGGUCAUGCAGAGCGAGUCCUUCCCCGCCUGCAAGAUCGAGUUCUGAUCCCGGCCCCGGCCGCGCGCGUCGCCGCCGCGUCCGCGGGAGGGAGGCGGUGGAGAGUUGGCGCUGGCGUCGGCGGCGCCCGGCACCCCCGGCGGGUUUUCCCGGAUCCCGGCUCGGCGAGCCCAGCGACUCCCGGAAUCCACGGCCGCCGGUUGCAACGCAGCGGCGGGCCCGCGUGCGUUCCGGCCUCCGUCCCAGAUUAACCGGCGCCGGCCGCGAAGCGCCGCGGGCAGGGCGCGUCGCACUAUUGCCACGAGACGGCCGGGUUCGGUCGCCACGUCCUCCAAACUUUGCACAAUCUGCUGUCGGGCUCGCGGGCUCGCUCGCCCCCGCCAGACCUCCUUUGCAACCCCCCACACCGUGAUCCCAAUCGCCGGGGCGUAGCCACCGGGCGAGCGUAGGGCCUCGAAAGCACAAACGGAGCCAUCGCAGGCGUUCAGGCUGAGUGGGCACGCACACCGGCUCCGCUGGCUCACCAGCAUGUGUCUCUGCGUUGCUGCGGUAGCAUGAUCGGGUUUCAUCGUGACUAGCCGUCAUCGUCGUGUCGUCGUCUAAAUUAUAUUAAAGGAAGCCACCAAGUGGUUCAGAGGUCAG